This is a messenger RNA of Abrus precatorius (Indian licorice), 426 nucleotides long. RefSeq lists its product as uncharacterized. Lineage: Eukaryota; Viridiplantae; Streptophyta; Magnoliopsida; Fabales; Fabaceae. Gene Ontology annotation, cellular component: 90S preribosome; preribosome, small subunit precursor; nucleolus. The record is from RefSeq and is a predicted model, not a curated record. The transcript has 3 exons. Gene Ontology annotation, biological process: maturation of SSU-rRNA from tricistronic rRNA transcript (SSU-rRNA, 5.8S rRNA, LSU-rRNA). The coding region runs from base 1 to 426 and encodes 141 amino acids.
AUGAGGAGCAACAACAAUAACAAAUGGCAGCAUCAAACACAAGGACACAGAGAAUUAUUUACGUGGGAAAACUUUCUCAAUAAGAAGAGCAAACAACAGAGGCGGCAGAACAAAUUGAAAGCAUAUAACUUAUCUUCACUUUUAGAGUCCCUUCCUGAGUUGAAGGCAUCGCGGAAACCAGGUCGCAACGAUGACUUCAAAUUGAAUUGUAAAUCUAGGCAAAAGCUAGUAAUGAAGGAAGGAGAUCAAUUGUUUGCUGUUCUUAAGGAUCUUAACUUUCAAGCAGAUCCCCUGUCUGCCAUUUAUCAAUGCCUACAAAACACACAGCUGAUUGUUGAGGAACAACCCAAGAAAAAAGUGAACAAAAAUGGAUCCAAGAAGAAGAAAUCGAAGGCCUCAACUGGACAACAGUCUAUGGAAAUGUAG